AUGUCUCCACUUCUGAAAUGUAUCUUCGACAUCACUGAAACUUUCAAUCAAUAUGCCUCACAUGACUGUGACGGAGCAGCAUUAAGCAAGAAAGACCUGAAGAAUCUCCUUGAAAGGGAAUUUGGAGAUGUCCUUCGGAGACCGCACGACCCCGAGACGGUGGACCUGACCCUGCAACUUCUGGACCGGGACUGUAACGGGCUAGUCGAUUUCAACGAGUUCCUCCUGUUCAUUUUCAAGGUCGCUCAAGCUUGUUACUACGCUCUCGGCCAGGCCGCUGGGCUGGAGGAGCCGGGGGCCAAGGGCGAGGGCAAGGGGACCCCGUCACAGAGCCGCAGGCGAGAAGACCAAAGGCGAGUCGAGGCUCGGGACCGGCAACUGGAAGAACGCAGGCAGGCCAGGCGGGCACGGGAAACGGAGUCCGCCCAGGAAGAGCAGGAGGAGGCACGGAGGGAGCAGCUGGACCUGCAGCGCGGAGCGGUGGAGCCGCGCUGGGAAAGGCGCCAACGCCGAGAGCGCGCGGAGGAGGAGGAGGAGGAGGAACUGCAGCAGCAGCAGAGGCGCAGAGCCUGGGAGCGCGACGAGCAACGGCGAGAGACCCCCGCGCAGCGGGAGCGGCGCGAACGCCUGGAGGAAGAGCAACAGGCGCGCCUGAGCCGAGUCCAGGAGGAGGAGCAGCAGCAGGAGGAGGAGGAGGAGCAGCCCGAGCGCUGGGCCAGCAAGGGAGGGCGCCGGGAGGAAGAGCGGCGGCAGCGGGAGCGCGAGCUCGAGGAACUGCACUCGGAGCGGGAGCAGGAGCGCAGGCGCGCGCAGGAGCCACGAGAGCAGCAGCUGAGGCGCCGGGAGGAGGAGGAGAGGCGCGAGCGGGAGCUGAGGCGCGAGCUCGAGGAGGAGAGGCGCAAGGGAGAAGAGAGACGCGAGCUGGAACUGAGGCGCCAGGAGCAGAGGCGCGAGCAAGAACUGAGGCGCCAGGAAGAGAGUCUCGAGCAAGAACUGAGGCGCGAGCAGGAGCUGAGGCGCGAGCAAGAACUGAGGCGCGAGCAGGAGCUGAGGCGCGAGCAAGAACUGAGGCGCGAGCAGGAGCUGAGGCGCCAGGAGCAGAGGCGCGAGCAAGAGCUGAGGCGCGAGCAAGAGCUGAGGCGCCAGGAAGAGAGUCUCGAGCAAGAACUGAGGCGCCAGGAGCAGAGGCGCGAGCAAGAACUGAGGCGCGAGCAAGAGCUGAGGCGCCAGGAAGAGAGUCUCGAGCAAGAACUGAGGCGCCAGGAGCAGAGGCGCGAGCAAGAGCUGAGGCGCGAGCAAGAACUGAGGCGCGAGCAAGAGCUGAGGCGCCAGGAAGAGAGUCUCGAGCAAGAACUGAGGCGCCAGGAGCAGAGGCGCGAGCAAGAACUGAGGCGCCAGGAAGAGAGUCUCGAGCAAGAACUGAGGCGCCAGGAAGAGAGUCUCGAGCAAGAACUGAGGCGCCAGGAGCAGAGGCGCGAGCAAGAACUGAGGCGCGAGCAAGAGCUGAGGCGCGAACUCGAGGAGGAGCCGCGCGCGCAGGAGCCGAGGCGCCAGGAAGAGCGACGCGAAGCCGAGCUGAGGCGCGAGCAAGAACUGAGGCGCGAACUGGAAGAAGCGAGACGCGAACGCGAACCCGGACGCCGAGAGGAGAGGCGGGAGCAGGAGCUGAGGCGCGAGGAGGUGCAGAGGCGCCAGGAGCGGAGAGGCGAGCAAGAACUGAGGCGCCGCCGGGAGGAAGAGAGCCGGGAACUGGAGCCAGAGCUGAGGCGCCGGGAGGAGGAGAGACGCGCGGAGGAGCUGAGGGGCGAACAGGAACUGAGGCGCGAGCAGGAGCUGAGGCGCGGGCUCCCGGAGGAGGAGGUGGAGCGGGAGCGGGCCCGCGAGCUCGGCGGCGAGGGAACUGCCCCGAGGUGGCAGUGGCAGCUGGAGAGCGAAGUCGAGGCGCGCCAGAGCAAAGUCUACUCCCGGCCCCGCCGUCAGGAGGAGCAACGGCUGCGCGAGCGCGAGCAACGGCUGCGCGAGCUGGAGGAGCGGGCGCGCCAGCGGGACGCAGAGGAGCCGCGCCGCCCCUUCAGGUGGCAGUGGGAGGCCGAGGAGGAGAGCCAGCGCCGCCGCCAGAGGCUGUCCGCCCGCCCGCAGUCGCAGCGGCAGCUGAGGGCCGAGGAACGGCUGGAGCGGGAACUGCAUCUGGAGGAAGAGGAACAGCGCCGGCAGCGCCUAGAGAGGGAGCGGGAGCGGCAGUUCCUUGAGGAAGAGCAGCAGCUCCAGCGCUUGGAGCGCGCCCGACAGCUCCGGGAGGAGGAGGAGGAGGAGGAGGAGGAGCGGCUCCAGCGUUUGGAGCGCGCCCGACAGCUCCUGGAGGAGGAGGAACGACUCCAAGAGGAAAGGGAGAGAAAGCGACGUCAGGAGGAGCAGCGGGGCGACCAGAAAUUGAGGUGGCAGCUGGAGGAGGAAAGCCAGAGACGACGCCAAGCGCUCCACGCCAAGCCGGCCCGACGGGAGCUGCUGCAGCGUGAGGAGGAGCUGCUGCAGCGCGAGAGGAGGCGCCUGGAGCGCGAGAGGCAGUAUCGGGAAGAGGAACUGCAGCAAGAGGAAGAAGUGCAGAGAGAGGAACGCGAGAGAAGGCGUCAGGAGAGGGAGCGACAACUAGAGGAGGAGCUGCAGCGUCGCGACAGCCAGCGACUGUUCAGGGAGGCGGAGAAGAGUGAUCUGAAAUGGCAGUGGCAGCCCGAAAAAGAAAAAGAAGCUCGUGACAACAGGCUCUACUCCAAACCCAGAGAGAAUGAAGAGACCAUCCGGCAGUUGGAGGAUUUGCAGGCGCGGGAAAGACAGUUCCUGCAGGAUGAACAGGAGUAUGAGAGAGAGCGAGAGGAACAGCGGAGAGACAGGAAGUUCCAAGAGGAACAACUGCUGAGAGAGGAACGAGAAGAGAGAAAACGUCGCCAGGAAGACAGACAGUUCCUCGAGGAAGAACAGGAACUGCGACGGGAAAGAGAACAGCAGCUCCGCAGCCAGGAGCGCGACAGGCAGUUCCUCCGGAAAGAGCAACAGAUGAGAGAGGAGCAGGAAGAGCAGCAGCAGCUGCGCCGCGAGCAACAGUUUAGAAAGACCGAUCAAGAGGAACAAAUUCAGGAGCGGGAGGAACAGCAGCUGCGCCGCCGGGAGCGCGACAGGAAGUUUCGCGAGGAGGAGCGGGAACUGCAACGGGAAAGGGAGCAGCAGCUGCGCCGCCAGGAGCGCGACAGACAGUUCCUCGAGCGGGAACAACUUCAGGAACGGGAGGAACAGCAGCGGCGACAGGAACGGGAAGAGCAGCAGCUUCGCCAGGAGCGCGACAGGGAGUUUCGUGAGGAGGAGCGGGAACUGCAACGGGAAAGGGAACAGCAGCUGCGCCGCCAAGAACGCGAGCAACAGCUUCGCCAGGAGCGCGAGAGAAAGUUUCGUGAAGCGGAACAAGUUCAGGAGCGGGAAGAACAGCAGCUGCGCCGCCAGGAGCGCGACACAGAGUUCAGAGAAGAGGAACAGCAGCUGCGCCGCCAGGAGCGCGAGCAACAGCUUCGCCAGGAGCGCGACAGAAGGUACAGAGAAGAAGAGCAGCAGCUGCAAGAGGAACAGCAGCUGCGCCGCCAGGAGCGCGAGCAACAGCUUCGCCAGGAGCGCGACAGAAGGUUCCGGGAGGAACAGCAACUGCAGCGGGAACGGGAAGAGCAGCAGCUGCGCCGCCAGGAGCGUGACACAGAGUCUCGUGAAGAGGAACAAGUUCGGGAGCGGGAAGAACAGCAGCUGCGCCGCCAGGAGCGCGACAGAAGGUUCAGAGAAGAGGAACAGCAGCUGCGCCGCCAGGAGCGCGAGCAACAGCUUCGCCAGGAGCGCGACAGAAGGUUCCGGGAAGAACAGCAACUGCAACGGGAACGGGAAGAGCAGCAGCUGCGCCGCCAGGAGCGUGACACAGAGUCUCGUGAAGAGGAACAAGUUCGGGAGCGGGAAGAACAGCAGCUGCGCCGCCAGGAGCGCGACAGAAGGUUCAGAGAAGAGGAACAGCAGCUGCGCCGCCAGGAGCGCGAGCAACAGCUUCGCCAGGAGCGCGACAGAAGGUUCCGGGAGGAACAGCAACUGCAGCGGGAACGGGAAGAGCAGCAGCUGCGCCGCCAAGAACGCGAGCAGCAACUUAGUGGGGUUCGCGACAGGAAGUCCCUCGAGGAGGAGCAACUUCUUCAGGAACUCGAAGAGCAGCAGGGGCGCCGCGAGGAGCGUGACAGGAGAUUCCGUGAAGAGAAACUGCAACUACGAGAGGAGCGAGAACAGCAGCUGCGCCGCCAGGAGAUGCAGCGAGAGGAGCAGGGUCUGAGGCGCAGGCAGGAACAGGAGCAGCAGUACGAGGCAGAGAAGCAGUUUGGCAGGGAGAGAGGGCGCCGACAGGAGCAGGAACUGCUGCAAGAGCAGAGGGGCCGCCUGGAACGCGAGAGGAAAUUCAGGGAAGAAGAACUUCGCCAGGAGCAGGAGGUGGAGCAGAGGCGCCGCCAAGAGCGAGAGCAAAGCCGUGGCCAACUCCAGGAUAGAAGGGCGCAGGAAGACAAGAGCCUCAGGCAGGAUCUGGAACCCGGCAAGCGUCAGUUUGUCAGUGUCCCUGUGCGUUCCAGCCCUCUCUAUGAGUACAUCCAAGAGCAAAGAUCUCAAUACCGCCCCUAACAAAUGUUGUCAAUUAUCCUGACACCUGCCAAAGCUUCGAGCGAAGAAAAAUGGGAAACACUGAGUACCGAAUG
Molecule: messenger RNA, 4763 nt
Organism: Sorex fumeus (smoky shrew)
Lineage: Eukaryota; Metazoa; Chordata; Mammalia; Eulipotyphla; Soricidae
Gene: TCHH
Product: trichohyalin
Exons: 4
Coding region: 1-4689 (1562 amino acids)
Biological process (GO): intermediate filament organization
Molecular function (GO): transition metal ion binding; calcium ion binding
Source: RefSeq, a predicted model, not a curated record